UUCGCUUAUAACAGAUUCCCGAUAUUAUGGAAAUGAAGCUGGCAUAACAUUGAACCGAAUCUGGUCUUAUAAAAGCGCCACCAAAUUUGGCAAACAGCAUCAGAAACAAUCGAGUGUUCUAGUCUAAUCCCACAAAUUCACAAAAUGUUCAAAUACGUACUACUCUUCGCUUUGGUUGCCUACGUUUCGGCUGCCGCUGUCAGCAGUGUCGAUGAUGCUCAUGCCGAAGUCAGUGUACUGAAGUCCGAUGUCCGCGUCGAUGGCUUCGACACCGCACUGGAGACCAGCAACAGCAUUCACGUCGUGCAACACGGUGAUGAAAAGGGCAACAUCAACGGCGAAUACGGUUGGGUAUCACCCGAAGGCGAACACGUCAUUAUCAACUACGUUGCCGAUGAGAGCGGUUACCACCCAAAGAGCGAGCUCUUGCCCACCGCUCCCCCAGUACCAGAGGCCAUCGUCAAGGCUCUCGAAUACAUCGCAUCUCACCCCUCAAAGGAAGGAGUCAAGAAGAACUAAAAGAAUUCCAUUAUAGACUUUGAUAUUGUUACGAAAUGAUUACGAAAGAACGAUUUGCUCUCGUGCAAGAAUUGGACGAUAAUAAGAUUAUAUUACUAUAGUAUAUGUAAAUGCAAAUAAAAUACUCCACUUUAUUGGUAAAAUUAA
This is a messenger RNA of Bactrocera dorsalis (oriental fruit fly), 666 nucleotides long. Its product is annotated as larval cuticle protein 2-like. The transcript is spliced from 2 exons. Gene Ontology annotation, molecular function: structural constituent of chitin-based larval cuticle. The record is from RefSeq and is a predicted model, not a curated record. Gene Ontology annotation, cellular component: chitin-based extracellular matrix. Lineage: Eukaryota; Metazoa; Arthropoda; Insecta; Diptera; Tephritidae. Bases 145 to 519 code for a protein of 124 amino acids.